Messenger RNA from Plasmodium reichenowi, 1640 nucleotides. Its product is annotated as ubiquitin-activating enzyme E1, putative. The record is from RefSeq and is a predicted model, not a curated record. The transcript has a single exon. NCBI's taxonomy places the organism in Eukaryota, Apicomplexa, Aconoidasida, Haemosporida, Plasmodiidae. The annotation marks the transcript as partial.
AGAAUCACUUUUACAUUCAUAAUAAUAAUAAUAAAAAGUAUAGUUUUCUUUUUUAUCAUUAUAUAUCCUUGUCAUUAUUAAACAUACCAGAAAUAAAUGAAUAUGUAACCAAGUUAGAUUAUACAUCUUUUAAACAUAAUUCUAUAACUAAUAAAAUUUUUUUUCUCAUUAAAUGUUAUAAGGAUUUAUAUAAUAUACAACAAGAAAAGAAAAUCAUAAUAAAAAAAAAUAAAAUAAAUAAUAAUAAUAAUAAUAAUAAUAAUAAAAGUAAUAGUAAUAGUAAUAAUUGGUAUAGUUAUAUAGAUUCUCAUGAAAUAAUAAAUUGUAAUGAUAUAUUAUUAUUUAUUGAAAACAAAUUGCUCUUAACAAAUUUAUCAUUUCCAAAUUUUCAAAAUAUAACACAUGAAUUUUUAACAUUGCACAAUAUAUUAUGUGUAAUAAAAAAAUAUAUAAUUCAAUCUAAUAUCCAUAAUUAUGAUAACAAAUUUUCUAUUUCCAAAAAUCACAUAUCUUUCUUUUUAAUAGUAUAUAAAAGUUUUAUCCAAAAAAAUAAUUCCUUACCAUAUCUUUAUGAUGAUAUCAACUUUGAAGAUCAAAAUAUUAACACCAUUGUAAUAAGAAAAAAACAACAUGAUGAACAAGAAAUACAACAUAUAAUUAAUAAAAAGAAAAUCAAAUAUUCUUUUAACAAGCCAUUUCCUAUAACUUACUUUCGUUAUUUUUUUUCUCAUUUUCAUUUUAUAAAACAUAUAACAAAAGAACAAAUAAGAAAUAACGAUGAAUUAUUGAAUAAUUGGCAGAAAUUUGUGUGUCUAUACAAAUAUAGCAUGGAAAAAAAAGAAAAGCAUAAAAUGGAAAAUAAUGAUAAUAAUAUAUAUAUAGACCAUACACAUGAUAACAUUAACAAUAAUAAUAAUAUAUAUAUAGACCAUACACAUGAUAACAUUAACAAUAAUAAUAAUAUAUAUAUAGACCAUACACAUGAUAACAUUAACAAUAAUAAUAAUAUAUAUAUAGACCAUACACAUGAUAACAUUAACAAUAAUAAUAAUAAUAUAUAUAUAGACCAUACACAUGAUAACAUUAACAAUAAUAAUAAUAAUAUAUAUAUAGACCAUAGAUAUGAUAAAAAUUAUAAUCAUUUUCAUAACAAUUUUUAUAAUAAUGAUUAUAAUUUCCCAUGUGCAACCACCCAUUAUAACCACACAAUACAAAUAAAAAGAAAAGAAAGAAAAAAAAAAAACAGUACUCCAAUUCUUUUAUGUAAUAACAAAAACAAUGAUAUCCUUUAUUUUUUUAAAAACACAUUAACUGAUCAUAUUAAACAGAAAAUAAAAAAAGGAACAACUAAUGUUCUUAAAAAUGAAAAUAUAAAUACAAUAUAUACAUCUAUAUACCAAGAAGAAGAAGAAAUAUAUUUUGUAAAGAGUCUACUCCUACAUAGUCACAGAAAUAUAACCACUUUAAAGAAAACUAUACAAAAUAUUAAUAACUCUCUUUUGAAAUAUAAUAAAACAAAUAAUUUUUUUUCUAAUAUAUAUCUGGUUUUAUUAAUGUCUGGUUUUAUAACACAAGAAAUUCUAAAGAUUGCCUCACUGUAUUUAAAACCACACAUAAAUUAUUACUUUUUCGAACUAUAA